GCUCGAGACCUCAGUCUGCUGGCAACCUUUGGUGGGGGAGGACGUGUGCGCCUCCACUACACGCUGCUGCCCGCCACUAGCUUAAAAAGGGGGAAGUUUUGCUAUGGAUUCUCCGUGUUGACGGUCGACACAGAGUGACAAGAAUACGGCAGGCAUAUUGCAGGUGCACAGUGACACUGAGUAGCACCGGUCCUCUGUCGCCACAAACCCCACACACCGACUCCCACCGCGGCCACGGCAGUGCUGGACCCAACAUUACUUGAAAACACACCCAGAAAAACAAACACUCCCUCUCUCCUGCCUUCCCUGCGACUCUACCAAGAUGGCGGAUAUAGACGUGAAUGAUCCCGAGCUGAAAUACCUGGUGGUGUCGCGGGACACGUUCGAGGACCCGGCGAGCCAGGCGGAAUGGACGCAGAAGCGGCUUGUGUGGAUCCCGCACGCCGAACAUGGCUUCGUGGCGGCCGGCAUCAAGGGCGAGGUGGGCGACGAGGUGGAGGUGGAGAUCGCGGACACGGGCAAGCGGGUACGAGUGGCCAAGGACGACAUACAGAAGAUGAACCCGCCCAAAUUCAAUAAGGUGGAGGACAUGGCCGAACUCACCUGUUUGAACGAAGCCUCUGUCCUCUACAACCUGAAGGAGAGAUACUACUCCGGCCUGAUCUACACGUACUCCGGCCUCUUCUGUGUGGUGGUCAACCCGUACCGCCGGCUGCCCAUCUACACGGAGAAGGUGAUUGAAAUGUACAAAGGCAAGAAGAGACACGAGAUGCCCCCUCACGUCUUCGCUAUCACAGACUGCGCCUACAGGUCCAUGCUUCAAGAUCGCGAGGACCAGAGUAUCCUGUGCACGGGAGAGUCAGGCGCCGGCAAGACUGAGAACACGAAGAAGGUGAUUCAGUACCUCGCCUACGUGGCCGCCUCCAAGUCCAAGGGCGGAGCAUCGGGGGAGGAUCUUCACCUCCAACAACAACAACUAGUACAGCAACAACAACAACCACAACACAUAGGCAACGUCUUCAAACCCGCUGUUCAACAAGAGUACAAGAGCAUAGCGGGAGAGCUGGAAGCACAGCUGCUGCAGGCCAACCCCAUCCUUGAAGCCUUUGGUAAUGCCAAGACUGUCAAGAAUGACAACUCAUCCAGAUUCGGCAAAUUCAUCAGGAUCAACUUUGACAACUCCGGCUACAUUGCUGGUGCCAACAUUGAAACUUACCUGCUCGAAAAGUCCCGUACCAUACGUCAAACCCAGGAUGAACGCACAUUCCACAUUUUCUACCAGCUGCUGGCUGGAACCACUCAGCAGCAGAAACGAGACUUCAUCCUGGAGGAUCCCAAGCACUACAUCUUCCUGACUCAGGGCAAGAUCACUGUGGCAGGCUUUGAUGAGGUGGCUGAGUUCCAGGCCACUGUGAAGGCCAUGCAGAUCAUGGGCAUCAACAAUGAGGACAUUCAGUCCAUCUUCAAGACUGUCUCAGCUGUACUGAUGUUCGGCAACAUGCAGUUUAAGCAGGAACGUAGCAAUGACCAGGCAACACUCCCAGACAAUACUGUCGCUCAGCAGGUGGCUCACUUGUUGGGACUUAACGUGACUGACAUGGUGCGAGGGUUCCUCAAGCCACGCAUCAAGGUCGGCCGUGAGACUGUCACCAAGGCACAGAACAAGGAGCAGUGUGAGUUUGCUGUGGAAGCCAUUGGCAAGGCUCUUUAUGAGAGGCUCUUCAAGUGGAUUGUGAUGCGCAUCAAUCGCUCGCUGGACCGCACCAAGCGCCAGGGAGCCUCCUUUAUCGGCAUCCUGGAUAUUGCUGGUUUUGAGAUCUUUGCCAUGAACAGCUUUGAGCAACUGUGCAUCAACUACACCAAUGAAAAGCUACAGCAGCUGUUCAACCACACCAUGUUCAUUUUGGAGCAGGAGGAGUACCAGCGUGAAGGAAUCGAGUGGAAGUUUAUCGAUUUCGGCCUUGAUCUGCAGCCAACCAUUGACCUCAUUGAAAAGCCCAUGGGUAUUCUGGCCCUGCUGGAUGAGGAGUGCUUCUUCCCCAAAGCCACAGACAAGAGCUUCAUUGACAAGCUCAAUACCUCCCACUCUGUCCAUCCAAAGUUCUGCAAGUCUGAGUUCAGAGACAAGGCUGACUUUGCAAUCGUGCAUUAUGCUGGAAAGGUCGACUACUCUGGCCACCAGUGGCUCAUGAAGAACAUGGAUCCUCUCAAUGAGAACAUUGUGUCCCUCUUGCAGACCUCUCAAGACCCAUUCGUUGUGCAGAUCUGGAAGGAUGCUGAGAUUGUAGGCAUGGCACAGCAGGCAAUGGGUGACAGCCACUUUGGAGCACGCACCAGGAAGGGAAUGUUCCGAACUGUAAGUCAGCUGUACAAGGAACAGCUCACUAAACUCAUGAUGACACUCAGAAACACCAACCCCAACUUUGUGCGCUGUAUCAUCCCCAACCAUGAAAAGCGAGCUGGCAAGAUUGAUGCCGGACUGGUUUUGGAUCAGCUGAGAUGCAAUGGUGUCCUGGAGGGCAUCAGGAUCUGCCGCCAGGGCUUCCCCAACCGCAUACCCUUCCAAGAGUUCCGUCAACGCUAUGAAUUGCUGACACCCAAUGUCAUCCCCAAGGGCUUUAUGGAUGGCAAGAAGGCUUGUGAGAUGAUGAUCCAGGCACUGGAGCUGGAGCCCAACCUGUACCGUAUUGGACAGUCCAAGAUAUUCCUACGUGCAGGUGUGCUGGCCUCACUGGAAGAGGAGCGAGACAUCAAGAUGACAGACCUCAUUGUACAGUUCCAGGCAUAUUGUCGUGGUAUGCUGGCUCGUAAGAACUACCAGAAGAGGAUCCAGCAGCUCAAUGCCAUCAGAAUUAUCCAGCGAAACUGUGCUGCUUACCUGAAGCUCCGCAACUGGCAGUGGUGGCGGCUAUACACCAAGGUGAAGCCUCUACUGCAGGUGACAAAGCAGGAGGAGAAACUGGUACAGAAGGAAGAGGAACUGAAGGUUAUACAGAAUGUUUUGGAGACGCAAAAGAAAACCAAUAAGGACAUAGAAGUCAAAUUCCAGCAGGCAUUACAGGAAAAGAAUGUCCUUGCUGAACAGCUCCAGGCAGAGACUGAACUAUGUGCAGAAGCAGAGGAGAUGCGGGCGCGUCUCCUAGCUCGAAAGCAAGAAUUAGAAGACAUAUUACAUGAUAUGGAGACACGUUUAGAGGAAGAGGAAGAACGCACUGGUAAUCUGUCUUCAGAGAAAAAGAAGCUGCAGCUUCAAAUUCAGGAUUUGGAAGAGCAGCUAGAAGAGGAAGAGGCUGCUAGGCAGAAGCUGCAGCUGGAGAAAGUACAGUGUGACAGCAAGAUUAAAAAGCUGGAAGAGGAGUAUGCCAUUUUAGAUGAUACAAACCAGAAGCUCUUGAAGGAGAAGAAGUUGAUGGAGGAGCGUACCUCAGAUGUAUCUAGCACACUUGCAGAGGAGGAAGAAAAAUCCAAACACCUUAUGAAAUUGAAGGCCAAACAUGAGUCCAUGCUCACUGACCUUGAGGAUCGCAUCAAGAAGGAGCAGCAGGGUCGCUCAGAGCUGGAACGUGCCAAGCGCAAAUGUGAGACUGACCUCAAUGACCUCAAAGAACAGAUAAAUGAGAAGAAGAACCAGAUCCAUGAGGUGCAGAUUCAGUUGGCCAAACGAGAGGAAGAGCUGGCUCAGGCCAUGAUGAGAGUGGAUGAGGAGGCUGCUGCCAAGAGCCAACUCCAGAAGAGUAUGCGUGAGGUGGAAUCACAGCUCAAUGAGCUGCAAGAAGACCUUGAAGCUGAACGUAACCAGAGAGCCAAGGCUGAAAAACAGAAGCGAGACCUGAAUGAAGAGCUGGAGGCUCUAAAGAAUGAAUUGCUAGACUCCUUGGACACGACAGCUGCUCAGCAGGAGCUGCGUAGCAAGCGUGAGGAGGAGCUGGCAUCUCUCAAAAAAAGUCUUGAGGACGACCAGUCUGUGCACGAGCACCAGAUUGCUGAAUUGCGGCAGAAGCAUUCUCAUGCCAUCGAGAACCUCAAUGUAGAAAUUGACCAACUCAAGAAGAUGAAGAGUGGCUUGGACAAGUCCAAGAACCAGCUAGAGGCAGAGAAUGCUGACUUGGCCAAUGAACUGAGAAACAUUACCACCAGCAAGCAGGAGAGUGAAAAGAAACGCAAGCAGUGUGAGGCCAUCAUCUCUGACCUACAGGUUAAGAUAGCUGAGUCAGAACGCAGUCGUACAGACUACCAGGAGCGACUCACACGGUUGGAGCAGGAGCUCAGUGCUGCCAACAUUGCCAUGGAAGAGGCAGACUCCAGGGCUGUGUCAGCUAACAGCCAACUCAAGAAUCUGGAAUCCCACUUGCAAGAAACUCAGGGUCUGUUGGAGGAGGAGACGCGCCAGAAACUGAAUCUGAAUUCCCGUGUGCGAGCACUGGAACAAGAGAAGGAUCACCUGCAAGAAGCCCUUGAGGAAGAGGAAGGAUUCAAGAGAAACUUUGAGAAGCAGGUUGCCACCCUCCAGGUCCAAUUGAGUGAAGCCAAGAAGAAGGCCGACGAGGAGUCUGGCAAUGCCCAGCAGCUGGAGGAAACACGCAAGCGGCAGAUGAAGGAGCUUGAGGAGCUGCGUGCACGUCUGGCAGAGUUGGAGUCUGCCAACGAGAAAUUAGAAAAGAGCAAGAGGAAGCUUCAGGCUGAGUUGGAGGAUGUCCAGGUGGAUAUUGAUGCCAACCGAGCAAAGGUGGUGGAGCUGGAGAAGAAACAGCGCAACUUUGACAAACAGCUUAAUGAAGAGAAGAGCAAUUAUGAGCGCUGCCAGCAGGAGAAGGAGAAUGCUGAGCGAGAGGCCAGGGAGAAAGAAACCAGGAUUCUUUCUCUUAACAGAACACUAGAGGAAUACAUGGAACGCAUUGAUGACUUGGAGACUGGGAAGAAGAGGCUACAGAUUGAGUUGGAUGACCUUGUGUCCACUCGAGGCACAGCAGACAAAAAUGUGCACGAAUUGGAGAAGGCAAAGAGAGCCCUCGAGUCUCAACUCACUGAACAGAAGACUCAGAUUGAAGAACUGGAGGAUGAACUCCAGCUGACAGAGGAUGCCAAACUACGUCUGGAGGUGAACAUGCAGGCCAUGAAGGCUCAAUUUGAGCGUGACCUCAAUGCCAGGGAAGAACAAGGCGAGGAGAAGCGACGUGGCCUUUUGAAGCAGCUGCGUGAGUUGGAAGCUGAACUGGAGGAGGAGAGAAAACAGCGCACAGCUGCUGUUACUGCUCGUAAGAAGCUGGAGGGUGACCUGAAGGACAUGGAGGGUCAGCUUGAGAUGAACAGUAAGAUGAAAGAUGAUGCUCUCAAGCAGCUGAAACGUGCAGGAGCACAGGUGAAGGAGUACCAGCGGGAGGCUGAAGAAAGCCGGCUUGCAAGGGAGGAAACGGCUGCACAGUACAAAGACCUUGAGCGCAAAAUAAAGGUGAUGGAGACUGAACUCCUCCAAUACCAGGAAGAUCUGGCGUCUGCUGAAAGGGCACGCAAGAAUGCCGAAGCAGAAAGAGAUGAACUGCAGGAGGAGUUGUCACAGUAUACCUCCAAGGUCACCAUUAGUGCAGAUGAGAAGAAGAGGCUUGAGGCACGCAUCUCUACCCUUGAGGAGGAACUUGAAGAGGAACAGAGCAAUGUAGAGGUUCUUAUGGACAAGAUGCGCAAGAACCAGCUAGCGAUGGAGCAGCUCCAGACUGACUACAACACUGAAAGAUCAUCUGUAGUAAAGCUUGAAGGUCAGCGAUCCAUGUUAGAGAGACAGAACAAGGAGCUGAAGGCCAAGCUGGCUGAGCUAGAAUCAGAGAUCCGCUCCAAGACCAAGUCAACGAUUGCUGCACUCGAGACAAAGGUUUCCAACUUGGAGGAACAGCUGGAGGUUGAAGCACGUGACAGACUUGCCCAGGCCAAGGCCAACCGCAAGCUGGAGAAGAAGCUGAAGGAGCUAGUGAUGCAAGUGGAGGAUGAGCGUCGCCAUGCUGACCAAUACAAGGAACAGCUUGAUAAGUCCAAUGCGCGAGUGAAGCAGCUAAAGCGCACCAUGGAGGAGACCGAGGAUGAGCUGUCUAAGGAAAAGAUGCAGCGACGCAAGAUUCAGCGAGAGGUGGAGGACAUGCUGGAGGCUCAAGAGGCACAGAACAGGGAAAUCUCCUCCCUCAAGACCAAACUGAGCCAAGCAGAGGCUGAAAAGGUCUUAAACCAAAUCACAAAACGAACAAAUCGUGGCCUGUGCAAGCUUACGAAGAACGCUUCAUCAUCAAACGUGAUUGAUCUGGCACAGGACUUGAGUAGCAGCGAGGAUGAGAAGCGUGGUGGAGGACUCAGCUCCCGACUAGACUACAUUCCAGUGAAGCGAGGCUCCAUUGCUGCUGCCAGCGACGACUCCCAAAAUGCCGACGACUCCGUGGAUGGGGAGGAAGAUGCCACCAAGUGAAUCAAGAAUCUGGUUGGAGCCAAUCCCUUGGGAGUGGCUAAGACUUCUGAAUCCUCUCAUGUGGGAUGUUCUCGGGUGGAUACAUAAUUAUUUUCUCAAUAUAAAUGAUUAAUGAUGCUUUUUGAAUUUUUUUAUUUUGUUUACCACACUGGGUGCAUAACUCAAGAUCAUCAACCACAAGCACUGGCAAGUGAGGACAUGGUUUCAUAACAUGAAGUACCCUAUACCUGAGUUGGGUUACAUGACUUACCCAUGUGUCUGUCCUCAUUCUCAGCGCUGAGAAAUUGGCUGCACAUUUAUAUUAGAAAACUUCUUGUCUGUCUGUGGAUACAUUGUUGAAUUUGUUGCCAUAACAUAUGUAGAAGUGUGCUCGUGUGUGCGUGUAUGUGUGCAUGUGUGGGUCUGCACCCAUUGAGGAAAAGAAACAAAAUGAAACAUUCCAGAAAAGAGGGAGGGAGGGAGAAAGAAAUUAGGCGUAGUCAUGGUGGCAUGCCUGUACUUAAUCCGGAAGGGGAGACAAGAAUGGAACAAUUCUCCAUGAGUCUGAGCACAAAGCUGCCUCCUCACAACUUUUAAGCAUAUAUCAGUGAGAGAGAAAGAAACCUUGUAUGUAUGCAUAGUGUACCAGACUGUAUGACUGACUGGUUGAGUGUGUGAGUCAGGGCAGAAACCCCAAGUCAGUGGCAGAUGGUACUGAUGGUUGCCAAGCGACCAGUAGCAUCAGCUCACUGCUGAGGAUCAAGUACACCAGGCUGGUGUGACGGGAGUGGAAGGUGACUGGCUCAAAGUGACGUUUUUACAUUUCCUGAUGCCCAAACCUGAGAUGAUGCAUUGCGAUCUUGCUUCACCCACUGCAGGAGCAGCAUGAAUAGCCAGGCUCUGCUGGGUGCAACACUACCGUCACAGGCCUCGCAUAAUGUUAGUCAUGCGCCUGUGCAUGGUAUGCCUUUUUUUACUGUCAUAAUGGAAUUUCUUUUGUAUUAUUAUUAAACUAACAAUUGAAUGCUUUCAAUUUGCUACUACAACUGUAUAGAUUUAACUAACAUUGAAUAAAUAACCUAUUGUCAUUAGUUGCCUAUAUUAUUAUUAUUAUUAUUAUUAUUAUUAUUAUUAUUAUUAUGAUGAUGAUGAUGAUAUGAUGAUGUUACUACUACCUGUAUAGUUAGUUGCCAGACAGUUUAGUGAUGAAAAUUUUCUUAUACAUCCUGUACUACUUUCUUACCCAGAGAUUAGUUACAACCAUCUAUAUAGCAAUACAUCAUACAUCCUUUAAUAUUUUCUUUUCCAGAGAUUAAUUACAACCACGCAUACAACACCAACUUUUGUUUCAUGUGUCUCUCUCUCUCUCGUCUUGUUGUUCACCGGUUGUAACUUUAAUUACUUAUUUAUCUUGCAAGUGACCUUAAAUAUUAUACAAUGCUCAUGAUGUAUUACAACUUCAGCCCUCAAUAUAUCAUUCCCAUUUGUCUGUAGAAAAUAUGGCCUUAUAGAUGUAGUCCAAAAGCUGAUUUGAUAUUUAUAUUCUGAAAGUAGAGCGUAGGCAUCCUUAUGAUGAUAGAGCAAUACAUUGUACAGGAUGGUGAUAAGAAAUAAUGAAAAGGACUGAUUUGUGAUUUAAGGUAUAAAAAGCUUCUAUAAGGUGCUUUGUUUUGAUAUUGCUAUAUUGCAUUUGUUAAUUUGAAGUGAUGAUCAGGUAUCAGAUAGUUAGGUAUAGAUAUAGAAUUUUGAUUGAGAAAAGUUUUUCUAUAAAAGAGCAGGGUACAUCAUGCUUACCAGACAGUUUAAGGCCACCUUUUGUUCAAGACUCAUCAGUUAGAAUGCACAAAGUGCAGUCCAUGGCAAGGAUGUAAUAGAAAAUAUUUGACAUUUCACUCAAGAACGUGACAUACACACACACACACACACUCACACAGACACAUACAUAGUGGCAGACUUUCUUGAUGCUGCCACAAUAUGAUAACCCCCCACAGUGACAAGCCCUCAGUUUACACCAGCAUCUCUUGCUGUUCAUAUGUCUUCACCCCCCAAAAGAUUACUCAAAAUAAAGUGUCCUCAGUAGUGCUGAAGGACACCUAUUAGAUGAGGGACAGGGAAGACAGUGUAGGCCAAAUCAAAAGCCAGUGGUGUGAAUUCAGGACUUGCUGUGUUGGUUAGUUUGGCUCCAGCUCAACAUUAAUGGGUAGGGUGGGAGGGUGGGUGGGAGAGGGGAACCAGGAACCUUCCAAUAGCUGGGAGGGAGACAUCCUGCCACCAGAACAGUCCAAGAGGAAUGACCGUCCAGUUACUCCUUUGCCAUAAUGCAGCGCCAAAAAAGAGGAGGGGGGGAGCACAGUCCUAGGCACCCCUUAGGGAGGAUGGCAUUAGUGGUGGUACUGAUGUUUUGAAGUUCCUAUGCUGAGGAAAAUGUGCCAAGUGCAUCUUUUACUGUUUUCACAUCAGAGUGAGCCAAGGUAAUGAGCCAAAGACAACUGUCAGUGUUAACUUAGGUAAUGACAUUUUUGCCACUGAUUCUGGUGGGGGGAAAAGUGAAGUUUCAUAAAGUCUGCUUAGCUUGCAUUGUAUUUAAAAUCAUUAAAUUUUCAAUAUAUCUUUGCAUACUUUGGAUGCAUUCCAACUGACUGCAAUAAAUGGCCUUAACAA
This is a messenger RNA of Portunus trituberculatus (swimming crab), 9088 nucleotides long. RefSeq names its product myosin heavy chain, non-muscle-like (gene zip). The transcript has 25 exons. NCBI's taxonomy places the organism in Eukaryota, Metazoa, Arthropoda, Malacostraca, Decapoda, Portunidae. Gene Ontology annotation, cellular component: myosin complex. The record is from RefSeq and is a predicted model, not a curated record. Gene Ontology annotation, molecular function: ATP binding; actin filament binding; cytoskeletal motor activity. The coding region runs from base 323 to 6448 and encodes 2041 amino acids.